Molecule: messenger RNA, 2144 nt
Organism: Alnus glutinosa
Lineage: Eukaryota; Viridiplantae; Streptophyta; Magnoliopsida; Fagales; Betulaceae
Product: probable polyol transporter 6
Exons: 3
Coding region: 234-1838 (534 amino acids)
Biological process (GO): transmembrane transport
Cellular component (GO): membrane
Molecular function (GO): carbohydrate transmembrane transporter activity
Source: RefSeq, a predicted model, not a curated record
AUUUAAAGAGAUUGGCGUCAGAAAUAGAAUUUUUGUUUAUAAUGAUUUCUUCUCAUUUUCAAGUUUAUUCCAUUUAUAUAUUAAAAACACUUUUUAAUUAAGUGCAAUCUCAAAAAGGCUCUUUGUAAACUACUAAGAGUAAGAGGGUUUAGAAUCAAGUGAAUGACAUCGAUCCUCUUCUGGAACUGGAAGAUAUUUUCUGUUUGUGGCAUAAGCCAUCUUCAUCAGAUCAGAUGCAAUUCAGUUCUGUUCUGGAACCAGAGAAGCACCAUGACUACCACUUACUUCCUGAUUCAGGAUCCGCUUUGGAAACUGGUCUGAAGAAUGGAAGAAGAAGAGAAGGAGCACCGCAUCGGCAUCACAAAGACGAUGUCCCGGAGGAUGUUCCUCUGCAUAGAAAGCCUUACCUCAACAAAUAUGCACUUGCCGGUGCUGUUCUGGCUUCUACAAACUCUAUUCUAUUGGGCUACGACAUUGGGGUGAUGAGUGGCGCAGUGCUUUUCAUCAGGGAGAACCUCAAUGUUACAACAACACAAAUUGAGAUCUUGGUGGGUUCUCUAAAUGUGUGUUCUUUGAUCGGAUCGCUUGCCUCAGGCAAGACUUCUGAUUGUAUCGGCAGGCGUUACACCAUUAUCCUAGCAGCAGCCACAUUUCUUAUAGGUGCUCUUCUUAUGGGCCUCGCACCGUCAUUCUCAUUCCUCAUGGCCGGACGGCUAGUUGCCGGCAUUGGAGUCGGCUACUCCCUUAUGAUUGCUCCGGUGUACGUGGCUGAGCUCUCCCCAGACCUUACUCGAGGCUUUCUCACCUCCCUCCCCGAAGUCUUCAUCAAUGUCGGAAUCCUUCUCGGUUACAUUGCUAACUAUACUUUAUCAGGUCUUCCACCGCACAUAAAUUGGAGACUAAUGCUCGGACUUGCGGCUUUGCCGGCCAUCGCCGUUGCAGUGGGUGUAUUGGCAAUGCCGGAGUCACCGAGGUGGCUGGUCAUGAAAGGCCGCUUAGGCGAAGCAAAGCAGGUUUUAAUCAAUUUAUCAGAAAGCAAAGAGGAAGCCGAAGGGAGAUUAGCAGACAUGGUGAAAGCUGCUUCUUUCUUGGGCCAUGGUGCUUCGUCUUCAAGCAACUGGCAUGGGCAAGGUGUUUGGAAAGAACUAUUGUUAAGACCGUCUCGGCCCGUCCGCCGGAUUCUCAUAGCCGCCAUCGGGGUAAACUUCUUCAUGCAAGCCUCUGGGAAUGACGCAGUUGUGUAUUACAGCCCAGAAGUAUUUAGGGACGCUGGAAUUCACAACAAGAAACAGCUUGUAGGCGUUACAGUCAUCAUGGGGAUUGCCAAGACAUCCUUCGUGUUAAUAUCAGCCUUCUUCUUGGACCGGUUUGGCAGGCGGCCGCUGUUGUUGUUGGGCUCAGUUGGCAUGGCCGUCUCACUGGCUGGGCUGGGCCUGGGCUCCAAGUUUCUGGAGUACUCUAAUGGCAAGCCUGGCUGGGCCAUCGCUUUGUGCGUGGUGGCCGUGUGUGCUGCUGUUUCCUUCUUUUCUAUUGGGCUUGGGCCCAUCACGUGGGUUUACUCAUCGGAGAUAUUCCCAUCGAGGUUAAGGGCCCAAGGUUCGAGCCUGGCGGUUUCGGUGAACCGGUUGGUGAGUGGGUUGGUGGCCAUGACAUUUCUAAGCAUUUCCAGGGAGAUAACAUUUGGGGGCAUGUUUUUUGCUCUCGCCGGAAUCAUGGCCGUGGGUACGGUUUUCUUUUACUACUACUUGCCAGAAACCAAAGGGAAGAGCUUAGAAGAGAUUGGGGCUCUCUUUGAGGAUGAAGCUGAUGAUCAGAAUCCUAAUGUCCUUGUUUCUUAGUACAACUCCUUUGAAGUGUCUCGUGGCGCAAAUGUUGGAAUUCCGGUGAGUUGCAUGGCCGGGAGGCCCGGGACCAGUUGUUGCCGUUGGGCCUAGAGGAGGAUGGAAGUAACUCUUGGAUAUGUAUGGGAAAAUAGCUAAGGAACUGAAAAGCAUCAUUGCAUCGAUUGGAUAAAACUUCUAAAUACUUUCGAAUUAGCUUACAUUAUUUUUGGCUGUGUGCUUAUAUUUUGUUCUUUCUAAUUAUUUUGUAUGUAAAUAUGUACCCAUGAAGUUUGAGUAUGUUAAUCUACUUUCCGGUGGAUC